GAGGCGUGUGUUAUUUCAUCAACCAUCACAACGCAAAAUAAUCAAGUAGAAGCUUUAAAAGAGAGAGAGAAAUGGCGACGUCAGGAACAUACGUGACGGAGGUUCCGUUGAAAGGAACAGCGGAGAAACACUACAAGAGGUGGAAGAGCGAGAACCAUGUCUUCCCUGACGCAAUCGGCCACCACAUCCAAAAUGUCACCGUUCACGAGGGCGAACAUGACUCCCAUGGUUCUAUCAGGAGCUGGAACUACACAUGGGAUGGAAAGGAAGAGAUGUUCAAGGAGAAGAGAGAGGUAGACGAUGAGAACUUAACGUUGACGUUAAGAGGACUUGAGGGUCACGUGAUGGAGCAACUCAAGGUGUAUGAUGUCAUCUACCAAUUUAUCCCAAAAACUGAGGAUACCUGCGCCUGCAAAAUCACCAUUGUGUGGGAGAAGCGCAACGAUGAUUCUCCUGAACCAAGCACCUACAUGAAAUUCGUCAAGAGCCUGGUCGCAGACAUGGACCACCACGUCAACAAAGCUUAAUCAUUAUAACCAUCACCACCAUCAUCAUCAACAUCGCACCAUCACCAUCAUCACUGUCUCUACUUACUUAUUGAGGUGUUUAUCAAUAUAAUAAAGGGCGUCUUGUACGUGGAGUUUAAUUUUAUGUAAUUGUCUGGUUCCGUAAGAUGGUUUGAUAUGUUGUCAUGGUCAUCAUCGAGUUCGAUGUAAUGAUUCUUACGAAUAA
Molecule: messenger RNA, 732 nt
Organism: Brassica oleracea var. oleracea
Lineage: Eukaryota; Viridiplantae; Streptophyta; Magnoliopsida; Brassicales; Brassicaceae
Product: MLP-like protein 328
Exons: 2
Coding region: 72-527 (151 amino acids)
Biological process (GO): defense response
Source: RefSeq, a predicted model, not a curated record